AAGUCUGUCAAGUUGAGGUCAAAUUACAGUUGUGGUUCUGAAUUACAGAAUCAUUUUCUGUGUUAGUUAAUGUAACAAACAUUCCUUUGUAAACAUUCUCGUUAUAUUUAAAACAAAAUCAAUGGAGUAAAUAAUAAUUAUAACCAUUUAUGUAAUAAAUAGAAACAAAACUAAUUAUUGUUUGCAUAAAGUGCUGUUCAAAAAAUAUUUCAUUAUUUCUUGGGAAUAUCAACCGAUGACACAAAAAAAGAUAUUAUUUUCUAUUCACACGAGACACCAUUGGAAUCAACAGUGACCUAACCUUCAACUUUAAAUUCGUUUCUAUAAAAAUACGCCAUGGAUAUGGACGAGCAGACAUAUUGUGGUAACGCCUCUGCCUCUGAUAUGCCUCCAAUCUCUGACGCCGCAUACGACGGCAUCAUUGGCUGUGGAUCAAACGAGAUAGGGGAUAUGACAUUCUGUAUGGGCAACUACAUCACUGACUUCAUGAAGAUGAUGUUCACAAUGAGAUCACAUCAUAUGCUGACUGACGUCGUUUUAGAAGUUGGUAACGAGUUAUUUCACGUCCAUAAAGUGGUGUUAGCAGCGGGCAGUCCAUACUUCAAGGCCAUGUUCACGAGUGGUUUGAAAGAGAGUGAGAUGUCACGCGUCCGAUUGCAGGGUGUGUGUCCGUCGGCGAUGGCGUGGCUUGUGUACUUUAUGUACACAGGGAAAAUUCGCAUCACUGAAGUAACCGUAUGCCAGCUCCUGCCCGCGGCGACCAUGUUCCAGAUAUCGAAUGUGAUCGAAGCAUGCUGCGCUUUCUUAGAGCGGCAGUUGGACCCCAGCAACGCAAUCGGCAUUGCAAACUUCGCUGAGCAACACGGCUGUUCAGAGCUCAAGCAAAAGGCGAACCAGUUCAUCGAACGACAUUUCACUCAGGUGUGCAAAGAAGAGGAAUUCUUACAGCUAACCACAGCAGAACUCAUAGAUUUAAUUAGGAAAGACGAACUCAACGUUAGGGAAGAGAGAGAUGUGUAUAAUGCAGUUAUAUCAUGGGUGAAGCAUGACGAAGAAAGAAGGCACUCACGCAUGGAGCAUAUACUGCAGGAAGUACGGUGCCAGUUCCUCACGCCACGGUUCCUUACAGAGCAGAUGAAUACGUGCGCUGUACUAAAGAAAGUCCCCGCCUGUAGAGAGUAUCUAGCUAAAAUUUUCCAGGAUCUGACAUUACAUAAGAAACCGGUGGUAAGGGAGCGGCGACCUAACACCCCCCGCAUGAUAUACGUGGCGGGGGGCUACUUACGUCACUCGAUAGGACUAUUCGAAGCGUUUAAUGUGGACGAUGCUGCUUGGAGCUCUUUGCCUCCGCUCACCGUGCCUCGAUCCGGUCUAGGCGCUGCCUUCCUUAAGGGUUUAUUUUACGCGGUGGGCGGUAGGAACACUUCGCCGGGAUCAUCGUAUGAUAGCGACUGGGUGGACGUGUACAACCCUGCAAACGAGUUGUGGCGGCCCUGCAGUCCAAUGUCCACGCCCAGACACAGGGUAGGGGUCGCUGUGAUGGACGGUUUGUUAUAUGCCGUCGGCGGUUCAUCGGGUUCUGAAUAUCACAAGUCUGUGGAAUGUUACGACCCUGAGCGGGACACGUGGUCCAGUGUCGCGUCGAUGGGUUCCGCCCGGCUGGGCGUGGGCGUGGCGGUGGUGAACCGGCUGCUGUACGCGGUGGGCGGGUUCGACGGCGCGCGCCGGCUCGCCACCCUCGAGUGCUACCACCCCGAGGACGACCGGUGGAGCGCGCGCGCCAGCAUGCACCACGCGCGCAGCGGCGCCGUGUUUAAAGUUAAGAGGGGUAACGAUUGUUUUGAUGAUGUAAAUGAUGCUCUCGAUAAAGUUCUACGGUGGUCUGAUAAUAAUAAUUUAAAGCUAAAUUCAAAUAAAAUGAAACGCGUAAAGUUUGCAUUACCUAAUGUGAGGCGUGUUAGUACACAUAUAAAUGUAAAUAGUGAAAAAGUUGAGUUGGUGGAAUCGACAAAGUUCCUUGGCGUAGCAGCGUUGAACCAGUACAUCUACGUAGUGGGCGGCUACGACGGCACGCAACAACUGGCGUCCGUAGAGCGUUACGACACCGAGCGUGACGUAUGGGAGCAUGUAGCACCCAUCGCUACGGCGCGCUCCGCACUAUCUCUCACGGUGCUAGACAACAAGCUCUACGCUCUAGGCGGAUACGACGGCACAUCGUUCCUGGACAUAGUGGAGGUGUACGAUAAGGCGACGGACACAUGGUUCGCGGGCACCCAGCUGCCGUCCGCCCGCUCCGGGCACGCGGCCGCGGUGUGCUACACGCACCUGCCCGCCGCUGACACUGCGCCCCCGCCCGCCGCCCCUUCGCCCGCUCGCCUCGCGCGUCGCUCCGCUGCUGUCAACGCCACCGCCUCAGCCGCCGUGCCCCCCAGACGCCAUAGCGACGAUAUCCCCACCGUCAACAACAUCAUCGGCACCAUCGCUCAUAACGCGCGCACGUAACACGCCUGCUCCCGCUGCCCGCGGACUGUCAGUGAUGGAAACUGCCAGUGAAAGAUAGUGUCAGUGACAAAAAUAUUUGUGAAAGUGCUUUUGUGGUGAAAUUAAAAAUCUCAGAAAAAUGACCAUCCUCGGGUAACUUGAAAAAAUGAUUUUUUCUGUUUUUGUAUAUAUUAUUAUAUUGAUUCCAAUGAUAUCACAAGUUUAACAUCCCACCUUAAUGGCGAAGUGAGGACUAAUAUUUUUGCCUGGGUAUGGCUAAAAGAAAAGAUUGGACCGUGCGGUAUGCAAAUACAUUGAAGAAUGAGGAAACGGUAAAAGGUAAUAAUAAAAGAAACCAAAGUGGCUCAUCUUUUUCUCAAUUAUAAUUAUUAAAAAAGAUUAUAAUUACAACAACAAAUGGAAAAUUUAUCUCUAAUAACUUUGUUAAUUUUUUCUAUGAAGGGAAUUGCGUAAAUCCAGUUUUCGGCUGUGAGUUCUGUCUCAGAAUUUCCUUAGAUACAUGAUGUGGUUUACUCAUUUUGAACUACAGCUUAUUUGAAUAUAAUUUCUUUAUACAAAACCGUUUGAAAGUUAGUGAAUUUGUUGCCCUCGAAAUGACACAACCUAUUCAACGUUGUAAGCACCAGUGUGCCAAUUUUAUUCCUAUAAAAUAAGUAAUUGGAUUUAGUGCCAAAACUAAAAAAAUGGUUAUAAAUUGGUAAAUAAUGGAACAACCAUAUGAUGAUUUAUAAUUUGUGAAUGUUACGUUACAACCAGAUUUGUUAUUGUGUGUGUGUUAAAAUUGUAUUAUUAAUAUUAUUAUGUAAAGAAGUGGUAUAGCCAUAUAUUUACAGAUUGAUAAUUUUAAAUAAAUAUGCUGUGUCCGUGUCAGUCUGAUUCAAAACUGUAAAACAUAAUGAAAGUAAUUGCAUUUAUCAUAGCAACAGGUUUAUAACUGGUUAUCUAAUAUUCAGAUCAAUCAUUCCUUAGUAACACAGUUAGAUGCGCGACGAAUUGCGAUAAUUUCUUAAUACAUGUUGGCGCUGAAAAUUAUUUCUUUCCAAAAUAAUCCAUGAUGACACUAAGUUAACUUCAAUAGUUCAAUAUGUUUACAUUUUUGUUAAAUUGUGUUGACACAGAGCGCUAUUGGUUCCUUAAAACCGCCAUACUUUUCAGGUAAUGAACCUGAUCAAUAAAUUCCUUUAUGUUUAGUACUGAUAGGUUAGAUUGAGUGUGAAUUUCUGUGUAAAUUGAAUAUGUCAAACACUCUUAUAAUACUGUAACUGUUUAUAAAUUAAUGUUGGACUUUACCUUUAAAUUGUAAGGAAUUGGUAUUAACGAUUAGGUGAAUAGGCUUUUCCAUCUAUGUUUUGACUGAGUUAUGGUCAUAGUAACUCGGCUCGGUCACAAGCUAUGCGGAAUACACGUUUCUUACAAUUUAUUGCAAUGCAACUUAAACCUUUAUAAGUCUACCUUAAAAUCUAAAUUAAUUGGAUACUUGUCAUUGUAUGAUAGCUUGAUGAGACGCUGUGUGUAUAUAAUAAUGUAGUUUUCAAUAGAUUUAAAUGUUUAAAUCAUUAGAAAUCUUUAUAUAAGAAUUGUCUCUUUAUUAAUCAUUAUUAUUGUAAUGAAUAUUGUAUAUAAUUUGUUAUUUGUAAGGACAACAAAGACUGUUAUGGGAAUA
Diatraea saccharalis (sugarcane borer) is the source of this 4165-nucleotide messenger RNA. The record is from the annotation of a GenBank genome assembly. NCBI's taxonomy places the organism in Eukaryota, Metazoa, Arthropoda, Insecta, Lepidoptera, Crambidae.